Cuculus canorus (common cuckoo) is the source of this 4070-nucleotide messenger RNA. It is a transcript of the gene SCARF2, whose product is annotated as scavenger receptor class F member 2. Gene Ontology annotation, molecular function: scavenger receptor activity. Lineage: Eukaryota; Metazoa; Chordata; Aves; Cuculiformes; Cuculidae. The record is from RefSeq and is a predicted model, not a curated record.
GCUCCUGCCCAUCCGAUCCUCGGGGACUCCCGCACUCCCGGGACCUCCUCGCCCCUCCCGAGGCUGAGCUGGGGGGGCAGCCCGCACCCCGCCCCCCACCGCCGGGGUUCCCUGCGCUGGCUCCGCGGGGCUCUCGCUCGGUGCGGCCGGUGGGGGCGGCGCUGCCCGGGGCCCCCGGAGCCUGGCCCGCCGUCAGGGGAACCAAUGCGGAAUUUCCUGGCCCCUCCCGCCGCCGCCGGGGCCGGGGGGGCGGGGAGCCCGCACCGCGCCUUCCGCCCGCGAGCGCAGCCGGGACGGGGGGGACCGGGACCGGGCAGCCCCGCACGGGGACGGGACCGGGCAGUCCCGCACGGGACGGUUCGGUUCGGGAUAACCGGACAUCGCCCCCCCCCCCCUCCCCUUCUUCCCCCCCAUCCUUCUCCGCCGGCGAUGGCGGCCCCGGGGCUGCGCCCGCCCCGCCGCGCCCGAGCCGCGGUGCCGGUGGUACUGGGGAUACUGGGGAUGCUGGUGCUGAGCAGAGCGGCCGCGCAGGAGCUGAGCCCCCGCGGCAGGAACGUCUGCAGGGCCGGCGGCUCCUCAGUGCUCACGUGCUGCCCGGGAUGGAGGCAACAAGGAAGCGAGUGUUUAAUAGCUGUGUGCGAGGGGAACUUCACCUGCAAGGAGAACGAGGUGUGCGUCCGGCCCGGCGAGUGCCGCUGCCGCCACGGCUACUUCGGCGCCAACUGCGACACCAAGUGUCCCCGGCAGUUCUGGGGUCCCGACUGCAAGGAGAUGUGCAGCUGCCACCCCAACGGGCAGUGCGAGGACGUAACUGGCCAGUGCACCUGCAACCCCAACCGCUGGGGACCCAAAUGCGAGAACAUCUGUCUCUGCAAGCACGGCAAGUGUGACCAGAAGACCGGCAAAUGCACCUGCGAGCCCAAGUGGUGGGGACCCCAGUGCUCCAGCUCCUGCUACUGCAGCCACAACUCCCAGUGCGACCAGCAGACGGGCAACUGCCUGUGCCAGCCCGGCUGGUGGGGCCGCGGCUGCAACAACCAGUGCUCCUGCAACAACUCGCCCUGCGAGCAGUUCACGGGGCGCUGCCAAUGCCGGGAGCGGACGUUCGGACCCCGCUGUGACCGCUACUGCCAGUGCUACAAGGGCAAGUGCAACCAGGUGGAUGGGACCUGCACGUGUGAACCCGGCUACCGGGGCAAGUAUUGCCGCGAGCCGUGCCCGGCUGGUUUCUACGGCCAAGGCUGCAGGAGGCGGUGCGGGCAGUGCAAGAGCCUGCAGCCGUGCACCGUGGCAGAUGGUCGCUGCCUGACCUGCGAGGCAGGCUGGAACGGCACCAAAUGUGACCAACCCUGCUCGCCCGGCUUCUACGGAGAAGGCUGUGAGAAGCUCUGUCCACCCUGCAAGGACGGCCACACCUGCAACCACAUCAAUGGGAAGUGCUCCUAUUGCAACCCAGGCUGGAUCGGAGACCGGUGUGAAACCAAGUGCCGGAAUGGGACGUAUGGGGAAAACUGUGCCUUUGUCUGCAGCGACUGCGUCAACGGGCAGUGCCACUUCGAGACUGGCCGGUGCCUCUGCCACCCCGGCUCCCAUGGCAUCUACUGUAACCUGACGUGCCCACCCGGCCGCUACGGAGCCAACUGCGCUGACGCCUGCAGCUGCCACGACGGCGCCUGCGACCCACUGACGGGCGCCUGCCACAUGGAGGCCAACCAGCGAAUGGGGGUGAUCGGGGCAGGAGCCCUCCUGGCGCUGCUGCUCAUCCUCCUGCUCUCCCUGCUCUGUUGUUGCUGCGUCUGCCGCCAGAAGGAUGAUGUUCGCAGCUCCAGCCAGGACCCAGCAGCAGCCAAGAAGCCACCAAGACGCUUGUGUGGGCGAUUCAGUCGGAUCGGCAUGAAGCUCCCGCGCAUCCCCCUGCGCCGCCAGAAGCUCCCCAAGGUCGUGGUGGCCCAUCAUGACCUGGAGAACACCUUGAACUGCAGCUUCAUCGAGCCGCCCUCUGUGGUGGAGCAGCCUUCCCCAUCCUGGUCUUCCCGUGGCUCCUUCUCCUCCUUUGACACCACGGAUGAGGGGCCAGUGUACUGUGUCCCCCAUGAAGAGAGCGUGGGUGACAGCAGGGACAGGGGGACACCCGCCAGCCCCGGGGACAAGCUGGUGCCUCCAGCCAGCGGGGAGGAAGCAGGCGAAUACACCUUCCUGAAGGAGACGGGCUCCGUCAGAGCCUUCCCGACUGACAGCAGCGAAACGCCCUUGCUCAAGUCCUCAGACAGCGAGCGCUCCUCCUGCGGUUCAGGCUCAGCUGGUGCCGCACUCUAUGCCCGGGUCGCCCGUCUCUCCAAGCAGUCCAAAGAGGAGGAGGAUGCUGUCACGGAGCCCCGCAACUCUGGGAAGCCACCAUCCCCGGAGAGGACCAAGCCUCGUCCCCCAGACCCGUCUACAAAGCCCAAAGUUUCCUGGAUCCACGGCAGGUAUGGCUCCUGCCAGUCCAACUCGCUGCCAGCACCCAGCCGAUCCCCGGAGAGAGCAGCCACCCAUGCUGGCAGCCCUGAGCACGGCCAGGGCUUGGCCAAGAGGAAGAGGAGCCCAAGCGAGACAUCAGCUGGUGUGCAGGGCCGAGCGGAGGAGAAGGGCAGCGCACGGGGCAAAGAGAAAGCACAGAAGCAACCAAAGGAGCCCGGCGUCUCCGAAGGCAAAGUGAACCUCACUGGGGAGCCCCAGUCCCCAUCCAAGCCCAAGCAGAGAAGCAAAGCCAGUUCAGAGCCAACGGAGAGCAUCAACGGGGCGGUGCAGAACGCCUUUCGAAAGAUGGGCGCCUUCCAGCCCGAGCGGCGAGUUGGGGACAACAGGGAUGCUCCCCGCAGCCCUGGCACCAGCAAAUCCCGCUCCGAGCCGCUGCAUCCCCAGCUGGCCUCUGAGCUGGCCGCCCAGCUGAAGGAAAAGACUCAGAGCCUCAACAAAGGGGAUGGAGGUACCCGGGUAAACGGGGUGGGUGCCCAGCGGGAGAAGCCCACCCCUCCACAGAAAGCCAAACGCUCGGCGGCCGCCGGCGGCCAGAAGACCAGCAAGCCCCUGCUGCCCACCUCUCCCCACCUGCAAAAACUGAUCCCCGGGGUGGCCGAGCCGGCAGCUGGGGAGCCCAAGCGGGUGGAGAAGCCAAAUGCCGGCAGCGGCCAGGACCCGGCUGUCCCUACCGAGCAGGCUGCCAAGAAAACCCCCAUUAAAAAGCCUCCCAGGAAGAAGAGCCGAGAAACCAGCCUGGAGCAGCCCAGGGCAGCCACCGUGCCCGCUCAAGCGGUGCAGUGACCGGGCGCCACGCACUGGCCCCACGCCGGCUGCGUGCCGGGAGGAAGGACAUUUGCUGGCACGGCCAAUGGAUGUGGAAGCCUGGACUGGGCAGGGGGCACUGGAAGAGCCUUGAGCCUCUGUUUUCCCCUCAUUCCAUCUCUCUCUCAUUCCCUGUUUCCCUUCCCUGUUUCCUGCCCCCGGACCUGGUUCUCCCCAUCCGUGCCCUGUGCCGGAGAGCUGGCAGCUCUCGUCCCCGCGCAGGGCAGGAUGGCAGAGAGCCAGCCCAGCCGCCAACCCGGGGAGGGAGGUGUCCAUGGGUGGCAAAUCCCUCCCCCCUUUUUUUGUAGCAGUAUUAUCGAUGGCAUAAGCAGCGCUUGUUGUACUAGACGUCCCCACGGUAUAUUCUGCAGUAACGGAGCCGCUCGCUUCCCAAACCCCACUCCGGUCGGUUGGGCUCGCGGAGACAGGAGAGGGAGGGUGCUGCUGCCCAGUGCCCAGGGCGUUCCCGAGGAUGCACCCCAAGUCCCUUGUCAGGAGUAAAUGCCCCCAGCACCCUGGGCUCCAAGCACAGCUCUCCAGUGCCGGUAUUGGCAUGGGGUCGAGCUGGUUUCGACCGAUGCCGCCCUCCCCUCCGCCCCCCGGCUGGCUUCUGGCCAGGAGGAAAGCACUAUUUAUGGCUGGAGUUGGAUGCCCUUUGGGGUGGUGCACCCCAUCCAGCGGAGUUGGAGGGAUUAGUUCGGUACAACAGAGCCUGGCACCUCUGCAGAGCGCUUUCCUAAUAAAAA